This is a messenger RNA of Erigeron canadensis, 927 nucleotides long. Its product is annotated as transcription factor bHLH139-like. The record is from RefSeq and is a predicted model, not a curated record. Gene Ontology annotation, molecular function: RNA polymerase II cis-regulatory region sequence-specific DNA binding; DNA-binding transcription factor activity, RNA polymerase II-specific; protein dimerization activity. The transcript is spliced from 5 exons. Gene Ontology annotation, biological process: regulation of transcription by RNA polymerase II. Bases 1 to 861 code for a protein of 286 amino acids. NCBI's taxonomy places the organism in Eukaryota, Viridiplantae, Streptophyta, Magnoliopsida, Asterales, Asteraceae. Gene Ontology annotation, cellular component: nucleus.
AUGGAAUCCGUGACUGCCCUCUUAGCAGAAUGGAACUCCUUCAGUGGUGAAAACGUCUCGGAAGAAGCCUUUUUUAUGUCACAAUUGCUCGAGAAUUUUCCUAUUCCAAAUGAUUCACCGAAUUCUUCCCUUUUUGAAAUCCCCCCCACAUUUUGGCCACACCAUGAACUUACCACGCGUCCUAAUGAGCUAGACGAAACUGCAGUGUACUUUUCAGAUAACACCUAUAGUAGUAACCCACAUUGUCCGUCACAAGACUAUAAUUCUUGUGAUGUUAGUGAAUUAGUUGUGGCACAACCUACAACAGAUAACAAGUUGUCUGCAAGCUCUAGGAAACGUUCUAGUAGCGUGGCAGAUGUUUCCGAGAAUAGGGAAAAGAUAAAGUGUAGAAAGAGUCAGAAGGUUGUUUCUGAGAACAACGAACAUGUAGCUGACCAUGAUGCCGUUUUUGGCCAAAUUAUGAAAUAUCAUGGAUCUGACAGUGAAUCAAGUUGGUCUCAGGAGUCAAGUAUUAGUCCAAGACCACAGCAGAAAAGUAUUAGUCUAAGACAAAGAGGGUCUGCAAUUCCGAACUCAAAUGGCAAGACAAAAGUCAAUAGGGGGUCAGCGACUGAUCCACAAAGUGUCUAUGCACGGAAAAGAAGAGAACGCAUUAAUGAACGGUUAAGAAUCUUACAAAAACUUGUUCCAAAUGGUACAAAGGUUGAUAUAAGUACAAUGCUUGAAGAGGCUGUUCAGUAUGUUAAGUUUUUGCAGCUUCAAAUCAAGCUAUUGAGCUCUGACGAUAUGUGGAUGUAUGCUCCCAUCGCAUACAACGGAAUGGACCUUGGGCUUGACUUAACAAUCCCAUCACCAAGAUGAUGAACAUAUCUGACUACCUAUGUUGCCGCAUUUCUCUUGAUUGAAAAAUUAAUUUUACAUUUUUUU